Messenger RNA from Fraxinus pennsylvanica, 918 nucleotides. The record is from the annotation of a GenBank genome assembly. Lineage: Eukaryota; Viridiplantae; Streptophyta; Magnoliopsida; Lamiales; Oleaceae.
AUGGGUUGCUUUUCUUGCAUGUGGCCUCGACGUAAGGAUGUCAGAGAUUAUGAAGAAGACAUGACCCCUCGAUACACUGAUUCUUCAGGGGGUAAGAAAAAGGGAAAUUCUGCGAGAACAAAAGGUAAAGACGGAAAUGUAGCCCGCAGCUUCCAGUUCAAGGAGCUUGCGAUGGCGACACAGAAUUUUAGAGAUGCUAAUUUGAUUGGGGAAGGUGGUUUUGGAAGCGUUUACAAGGGCCGUCUGGACUCUGGCCUGAUUGUUGCUGUCAAGCAACUUAAUCAUGAAGGCCUUCAGGGGAAUCAAGAGUUCAUUGUGGAGGUUCUAAUGUUAAGUCUGCUGCAUCAUACCAAUCUUGUGAACUUAAUCGGGUAUUGUGCAGAUGGUGACCAGAGACUCUUGGUUUAUGAAUACAUGCCUAUGGGUAGCCUGGAGAAUCAUCUUUUUGAUAUCAAGUCUGGUCAGGAGCCACUUAGUUGGAGCAUAAGGCUGAAGAUUGCUGUUGAAUAUGCUAUGAGUGGGAAACUGACUCUAAAAUCUGACAUCUAUAGCUUUGGUGUGGUUAUGUUGGAGCUGAUUACCGGACGUAGGGCUAUUGACACCACUAAGAAGCCAGGAGAGCAGAACCUGGUUGCAUGGUCUCGUCCUUUUCUUAAGGACCGGAGGAUGUUUGUCCAAAUAGUGGACCCUCUAUUAGAAGGUUGCUUUUCAGUCCGAAGUCUGCAACAUGCAGUUGCAAUUACAGCAAUGUGUCUGCAGGAACAAGCAAAUUUCCGCCCUCUCAUCAGUGAUAUUGUUAUGGCACUUGAAUACCUAGCUUCUCAAGCAGAUAGCUCAGAUUCUCAUAAAGGCGGAUAUCAUGCUCGAACAUCGUCAUCACCAUCUCAGAUUGAGGGUAACCUAGAUAGUAGAAAAUGA